This is a messenger RNA of Manis javanica (Malayan pangolin), 689 nucleotides long. RefSeq names its product allograft inflammatory factor 1 (gene AIF1). Gene Ontology annotation, cellular component: actin filament; ruffle membrane. Gene Ontology annotation, biological process: ruffle assembly; actin filament bundle assembly. NCBI's taxonomy places the organism in Eukaryota, Metazoa, Chordata, Mammalia, Pholidota, Manidae. Gene Ontology annotation, molecular function: calcium ion binding; actin filament binding. The record is from RefSeq and is a predicted model, not a curated record.
GGAGGGAAGGAGAGGAAAGGGGAAGUUUGGGAGGGAGGCCUCUGAGAAGGCUGUGGGAAAGGAGAGUCAGCAUAGAGAGACCACCAGCUUGGUCUGUCUGCAUGAGCAUCUCCACCAGCAUCUGCGGAGCUAUGAGCCAAACCAGGGAUAUACAGGGAGGAAAAGCCUUUGGGCUGCUGAAGGCCCAGCAGGAAGAGAGACUGGAUGAAAUCAACACGCAAUUCCUGGAUGAUCCCAAAUAUAGCAAUGAUGAGGAUCUGCCCUCCAAACUGGAAACCUUCAAAAAGAAAUACAUGGAAUUUGACCUGGAUGGAAACGGAGAUAUUGAUAUCAUGUCCCUGAAGCGAAUGCUAGAGAAACUUGGGGUUCCCAAGACCCACCUGGAGCUAAAGAAAUUAAUCAGGGAGGUGUCCAGUGGCUCUGGGGAGACUUUCAGCUACUCUGAUUUUCUCAGGAUGAUGUUGAGCAAGAGAUCUGCCAUCCUAAAAAUGAUCCUGAUGUACGAGGAGAAAGCAAGAGAACAGGAGAAGCCAACAGGUCCCCCAGCCAAGAAAGCUAUCUCUGAGUUGCCCUGAUUUGUGGUAGAGAUGAGAUGGAUUGAAAGUGUUUAUAAUGAUUCCAACAUGGAAAAAAGAACCCCAAAUUGUGGGCCAUAAACUAAAUUAAAUAAAUUAUCCUCCUCCUCCAGA